AUGAAACCCUUCUUUCUUCUAAAGCUUCCCCACAUCCCGUUCAAAGAAAUUGCUAUGAGUUUGAAUGUAGUGGCACUAGCAAUGUGUAGUGAAAAAAGUAGGAAAGCAAUUGAGUUGAUGAAACUAAAAGCGAAACAGUUCGUAAUUACCCAAGUUUUCAAUGAACAUCGAGUGUACAUGGCGAUAAACAAUGUGUUGUGGUUCACAUGGAGAUUGUUUUUUCCCAGUGAAGUGGCGAACCCAGAAGACUUCACAGAGCGUUUUACUAUAGAUGGAAAAGUGUUCCAGUCAAUCACAACCGAGAAUCGGGACUGCGCCUAUGAGAUUUGCUCAUUGAGUGAGAACUAUCAAAAGUCUGCAGAUUCAGUCCAAAAGUUCAUAAGAAAAACAUUUGUUUGUCAAAAUGUUAAAUAUCAUAUCGAUGUGGAUGGAUGCGAGAACUUUGACCAUUAUGUUUUGGAGACAGUGAAUAAAGAUCCAGAAUGCAAAACGUUAGAGUUAGGAACAACCAUCUAUGUGCCUCUAGAAAAUUCGAAAUACAAGACAAGAGAGGCUGGACCACUGAACCCUUGGCAUGUUGAAUUUGUUCUCAGCAAUUUGAAUGAAAAUAUUGAACUGAUUAUUUCCGGAGAUCCCGGAGACGAUUUCAGAUACACCAAGAAUCUUGUUGAAUCAAAUUCAGAAAAAUUAUACAUAUCUUCUGUAAACGAACGUGACGAAACUUGUAUCACUCUUGAAGAAAUCAUUUCUUAUUUUGAAAGAUGGAUAGAUGGAAAACAAACAAGUAUUCUGUGUUUAGCAGUCAGGAAUAACUGGAAGUUGCAUCGCGAAGAAGUUUUUAAUAAGUUAACCAACGGUAUUGAAACGUCUGUUUUUGAUGAAAGAAGAAAUGCCAGUGAUUAUAAAAAUAAUUGGUUAUCAAAAGCCACGGAACAUACUAAUUGUCCGCUGAUCGACAUACGAGCCAAUGACGGUACAGUUGCUUCCAUUCUAUGUAAUCCAAAUAUGCUUUUUUUCGGAGUCUGGAGUAAGCCUUCGGGCCCAUAA
This is a messenger RNA of Caenorhabditis remanei, 1047 nucleotides long. RefSeq lists its product as uncharacterized. The transcript has 5 exons. The coding region runs from base 1 to 1047 and encodes 348 amino acids. Lineage: Eukaryota; Metazoa; Nematoda; Chromadorea; Rhabditida; Rhabditidae. The record is from RefSeq and is a predicted model, not a curated record. Gene Ontology annotation, biological process: embryo development.